AUGGACGGGAUAACAGGAUCAGCAGAGCGUCAGACAAUGCCUCCCUUGGCGACAAUGGCGGGUACAGGACGCGCGGCACAUCGCGCUCGAUCAACAACUCUCACCGGAGGACUUCCACCGCCCUCCAUUUCCGGUUUGCGUCCAACUGGCCGGCGAAGUUACAGCUACCUUGCGGGAGGCGCUGCUGCCUCCCUAGAUCAUUCGCGUGGACGAGCCCCACUUUCUUCUACAAAUGGGUGGCGAACGACAAGAACUUCUUCGGAGAACAAUCGUGGAAGUGCGACAGCGGAGGUUGGAUCCACGCGACUAUUGGAUGAGGAAUAUCCUGACGUCCAGAGCUGGCUACAACCUGCGAGCACACUUCAUUCUCCGGAACCGAAGAUCUACUCCUAUGAACAAUUGAAGGUGUCCGCCAAUUCGAAAUUGAAGGGAAUCGAUAAUCGGCAUCUUGAAGAUUAUUUAUCAAGCGAUGACUUUCAGAAGCUUUUUAAAAUGCCCCGAACAGCCUUCCAGCGCCUUCCAGAAUGGAAGAAAAGUGACCUGAAACGUCGUCUUGAUCUCUAUUGA
Molecule: messenger RNA, 567 nt
Organism: Rodentolepis nana
Lineage: Eukaryota; Metazoa; Platyhelminthes; Cestoda; Cyclophyllidea; Hymenolepididae
Source: the annotation of a GenBank genome assembly